Molecule: messenger RNA, 3069 nt
Organism: Chanos chanos (milkfish)
Lineage: Eukaryota; Metazoa; Chordata; Actinopteri; Gonorynchiformes; Chanidae
Gene: sez6a
Product: seizure related 6 homolog a
Exons: 16
Coding region: 1-3069 (1022 amino acids)
Biological process (GO): synapse maturation; regulation of dendrite development; regulation of protein kinase C signaling
Cellular component (GO): neuronal cell body; dendritic spine; dendritic shaft
Source: RefSeq, a predicted model, not a curated record
AUGGCUUUUCUUGGCACGGACCCUUGUCUUGAAGACUUCCUGAUUGCAUCCCACCCCACUGCAGAGGACGGCACCACGUUCAGUUACAGAGGAGGAGAUUCAGAAGCAGAGAGGGAACACAGCCCUUACACCACGAAGCAGGAAUCUAGACUUGACAUCCAUGAGUUCACAACAGCCUCACCAUUAAACGUUCCCAACCACCGGCCAAACCUGAAAGACCUAUUUUUCCAUGAGGCCCUUCUAACAAAGGACUUCCAUGGGGACCAACAGUUCUUCAGCGAGGGUGGAGGGUUGGAGCCCCAACCAACUGCUCCCUAUGCCUCAACAUCCAACGAGGAGCCUGCAGAAACCUCCACACGCCUGGUGCCCCAUGAGGACGCACCAGCAUUCUCCGACAUUGCCACAACAGCCACCAUGGCUGCAACUUACCCGAUGACCACAGCUAGUUCCACCGCACCUGGGAAACUGAUCCCACCAUCUCAGAAAAAAACCAGCAAGGGCAAAGACCGGACAUCAGAGAAAGCAGUGGUCACUUCUCAGUCCCUGACCACUGCCGUAAUCCCAUCCACAACACAGUCAGCCAAUGAGCAGCAACCAAAUCAGAGAGUAUCCAAGGAUACCACACUGACACCACCAUCCCUAACAGCAUCCCCAAAGAGUGAGAGUCAGGGGCCAGUGAAAAAUACCAUGGCUGACAACGCAACAGCCACAGAGCCACCGCUGGGUAGAACGGACAAAGAUACCGUGACAACCACCAUCAUCAGCACUAUGAUGUUCACCACCAUGAAGCCAGCAGUUCAAUGCAACAUGAACUUCACGGAUCCCGAAGGUCUGAUUGAGAUGCCACCACAGUCUGAUGCGUAUGAGUCCACCUUCGACUGCACUUACCUGGUUACUGUCUACCUUGGAUAUGGGAUUGAAAUCCAGGUGCUGAACGUGAGCCUGGCAGAGGGAGAGGGGAUAAUUAUUGAGGACCUGGGUGGGCUGGAGCCCUCCAUCCUGGCCAACGAGACCAUCCUGACCAGGGGACUGGUGCUGCGGAGCUCCAGUAACCAGAUCUCAGUCCGUCUCACCAGCAGACAGGACCAGCUCAGACCAGGACUCCUUCUGUUCCGUUACCAAGCCUUUUUGCUGAGCUGUGCUCUUCCAGAUGGUCCAGCCAACGGUGAGGUCUCAGUGACCAGCCUUCACCCCGGUGGAGAGGCCUACUUCUACUGCCAGACCGGCUACCAGCUCCAGGGCCCCUCCACCCUCACCUGCCGAAACGCCACCACGCCCUACUGGAGUGGCAGGGAGCCCAAAUGCCUCGCCGCAUGUGGAGGGAUGCUUAAGAAUGCGACUCUCGGACGCAUUGUGUCUCCGGGGUUUCCAGGCAACUACAGCAACAAUCUCACAUGUCACUGGGUGCUGGAGGCCCCUGAGGGCCAUCGACUGCAUGUGCACUUUGAGAAGGUGGCCCUGGCUGAGGAUGACGACAGGCUUCUCAUAAAGGAUGGAAACAACAUUGACGCACCACCUGUCUACGAUUCAUACGAGGUGGAGUAUCUACCUAACGAGGGUGUCCAGAGCACAGGCAGACACCUGUUUGUGGAGUUCACGACGGACAGCUCCGUCACGUGCACAGGGGCUGCUAUUCGAUAUGAAGCUUUUGCACAGGGAACCUGCUACAAGCCGUUUGUGAAAUACGGGAACUUUUCGAGCAGUGACUCUACAUAUUCAGUGGGGACAGUGGUGGAGUUCUCCUGUCAGCCUGGUUACACUCUGGAACAGGGCUCUGUCAUCAUCGAGUGUGUCGAUCAUGACAACCCGCAGUGGAACGAAACAGAGCCCGCCUGCCGUGCCGUGUGCAGCGGAGAGAUCACGGACUCGGCCGGAGUGGUUCUCUCGCCGAACUGGCCCGAGGCUUACGACAGGGGCCAGGACUGUAUCUGGGGGGUCCACGUGGAGGAGGAGAAGAGGAUCAUGCUGGACAUCCAAGUGCUCCAUCUGGGCAAAAACGACAUGCUAACCUUUUAUGACGGGGACGACCUGACGGCCAACAUCUUGGGCCAAUACAGCGGCACACUUCCACGAUUCAAACUCUACACCUCAAUGGCUGACGUGACCAUCCAGUUCCAAUCGGACCCUGCCACCAACAUUUACGGCUAUAACAACGGCUUUGUGCUUCACUUUUUUGAGGUGGCUCGUAACGACACAUGCUCAGAACUUCCAGAGAUCCCAAAUGGUUGGAAGAGCACUUCCCACCCGGACCUGAUCCAUGGCACCGUGGUCACGUACCAGUGUUACCCAGGCUUCCAGGUGGUGGGCUCCGAGAUCCUCAUGUGUCAGUGGGACCUGACCUGGAGCGGAGACGUUCCCAGCUGUGAGAAAGUGAUGGUGUGUCCGGAUCCAGGCACGGUGGAGCACAGCCGGCGGGUGGCGACCGGAUCUCGUUUCCCGGUGGGUUCCACGGUGCAGUAUAUCUGUAAUAAAGGCUACGCACUGUCGGGCAGCGCUGUGCUCACCUGCUACAGCCGUGACACUGCCGAGCCCAAGUGGAGCGAGAGGCUGCCCAAAUGUGUUCCCGAGCGGUAUGAGCCGUGUAGUAACCCUGGCGCUCCCUCCACGGCCGUGCAGAGCUCAGAGAAGGCCUUCUACCAGGCAGGGGAAACUCUUAGUUUCUCCUGCCGCACAGGCUACGAACUGCAGGGGGAGUCCACCAUCCGCUGCCUCCCCGGACACCCGUCUCAGUGGAGCAACUCGCCCCCUGCCUGUAGAGCCCCAUCAGAUGACAUGCAUGAACGCAGGUUGGAUGUGGGCAGCUCUGACCUCGGUCCAGAGGGAACCAACAUCAUCAUUGCAGUAGUGGUUCCUGCUGUCAUGGUCCUGAUUGUCGUUGUAGGAAUAUAUCUUUACUUCUCAAAAAUCCAGAGAAAGUCUCUCCGCCUCCCUGGUCCCUCAUCCACCCCUCCGUACGAUAACAUGACCGAGGAGUCAGCAUUUGACAACCCCAUCUAUGAGACCGGAGUAAGUAUGGACACCAUGAACCUCCGUGAUGUGGACUCUCACAACACCGUCGUCCUGUCCUGA